This is a messenger RNA of Salvia splendens (bonfire salvia), 4527 nucleotides long. RefSeq names its product protein ENHANCED DOWNY MILDEW 2. Lineage: Eukaryota; Viridiplantae; Streptophyta; Magnoliopsida; Lamiales; Lamiaceae. The coding region runs from base 255 to 4364 and encodes 1369 amino acids. The transcript has 19 exons. The record is from RefSeq and is a predicted model, not a curated record.
ACAAAUUAGGUUCUUUCUCUGAUACCAUAUAUGUUCAUAUAAUUAUUCCAUUAGAUUUCUGCAAAAACCCUUAUCGAUUACAAGGGCGAACGCUUUCCGCCUCAUCCAACAGCGCAAAAAUCUCGGGGAAAAUCGGGUUUUCUAUUUUCCAGUUGACUGUGGUACAUCUGAAAUGAUAUCCGUGCUGUUCGUCGCAGUUGCUGUGCUAUAACAUAACAGUGUGAUUCGAUUGAAGAGAAGUUGGAGACAAAAAUAUGGCAUCUUCUGAUGAUGAAGGCGACGUAGUAACAACCACUGUGUCUGAUUAUGAAUUUACCGGUGGUGUUGAUGAGGAAUCGAUUUCAUUUGCUAAGUUACCUGUGGAGUGGAGUGAAGGCAACACUGGUGAUGGAAAGCAACUACAGAUAUACUUGCGCGGAAAAACAGAUAACGGGCUUCGCACAAUUUAUGUCCAGGUUACCGCUUGGAAGUUUAAUCUCCUAAAGGGGAAGCCCGAGAUCUCAGUGUUGCAAGCGCAGGGUAGUUGGAUCAAGCUUCUGAAGCCAUGGAAACCUUAUUACGACAUAAUCAGAACGGCUCUGGUCACAGUAUAUGCUUUACACUUUGCUAAGUGGAAUCCUCAGCGGUCACAAAAAGCUUUGUGGGAUAAUCUUAAAGAUACUUUAAGCAUGUUUGAGAGAAUGCCCUGUGUGGAUGAUCUGGCAGAUCAUGUACCAUUAAUUACAGAAUCCAUUAAGUGGGAUACAGAAUUGGAAAAUUCCAAGCUUUUGAGUGCAUUCCUUGCGGAAAAACCUUGGGAGAAGAAAACUUCCAUUGAGAAUGUAAGGCAUUCCUUCAUAGUUGAUGAUAUCAAUUGGAAGGAGGAUCAAGGGGACUCUGAAGAGGCUGAUAAAAGUGAAGAUAGUGAGCCUGAGGAGGGGGACAAGGCUGAUGAAAAUGAUGAUAGUGACUCCAAUGAGAGUGACUGUUUUGAUUCUGUGUGUGCAUUCUGCGAUAACGGCGGUGAUUUAUUAAUUUGUGAUGGCAAGUGCAUGAGGUCAUUCCAUGCAACAGUUAAAGAUGGUGAGGAGUCCCAAUGUUUAUCUCUGGGGUUUACUAAGGCAGAACUAAAAGCGAUAAAAAAUGUUCCUUUUAUUUGUGAUCAUUGCAAGUAUAAGAAACACCAAUGCUUUGCAUGUGGAAAAUUGGGAUCUUCUGAUGAAUUAUCCAAUCCUGAGGUAUUUUGUUGUGUUAAUGGAGCUUGUGGGUACUUCUAUCAUCCGCAUUGUGUAGCUACUCUUCUCCAUCCCGGGGAUGAUGCUGCAACUGAAGAACUAGAGAAAAGAAUUGCAAAUGGGGAACCAUUUGCAUGUCCUAUUCACAAAUGCCAUGUUUGUAAGGAAUUAGAAUUGAGGUCGACCCACGAAAUGCAGUUUGCUGUGUGCCGUCGCUGUCCAAAGGCAUAUCAUAGAAAAUGUUUACCAAGUGAUAUUAGAUCUGAAGAUGAUUCUGAGAAUGAGAUUGUCCAAAGAGCGUGGGAGGGUCUGAUACCUAAGCGCCUAUUGAUUUACUGCUUAGCUCAUGAUAUCGACAAAGCUAUUAUGACACCUCUUAGAGACCAUAUAGUAUUCCCUGGCUCUCGACAAGAGAAAAAGAAAAUGCUCGAGUUGGAAUCCAGUCAAUUUAAGCGUCUACCAAAGGGAAAAGGUUUAGCUUUCAAAGACAAUGCAGGGAAUAGAAUUUCUGAAAAACAACAAAAAGGGAAUGGGGCAAAAGGUGUUGGUCUAUCUAGAAAAAGAUUGAAGGAGCUUCCUACCCCAUCUUCUAAAAAGCAGAAAUUAGCCAAUACAAGAACUUAUCAGCGACAGUUUAAGCGAUCUUUAAAUGAUGAAGGAAGAAUACCUUCAGUUGACAGGUCAUAUGCCACCUUUUCAGAUACAGAAUCUGAGCCUCUGAAUCCACGCAGUGUGGCUACUGGACAUGCCGAGAAUACUAAGGAGGUCAAGCCAAAUGGGAAAACAACAGAUAAUACUUUCACUCUGGAUGCUGAUGCUAAAAGAAGAGUAUUGACUUUGAUGAAAGCUGCAUCAUCUUCAGUGAAACUUGUAGACGUUAAAAGAAGGCAUAAACCACCAUCACAAGCCCUGUAUUCAAGAUUUUCUACGGAUAAUGUAACAAUGGGGAAGGUGGAAGGCUCUGUUCAGGCUGUGCAUGCUGCACUCAAGAAAUUGGAUGAAGGCAAUGUCCGAGAUGCUAAAGCAGUUUGUGGGGAGGAGCUUCUUCAGCAGGUGUUAAAAUGGAAGGAAAAGCUGAAAAUUUAUCUUGCUCCAUUCCUACAUGGCAUGCGCUAUACAUCCUUUGGUCGCCAUUUCACCAAAAUAGAUAAACUGAAGGAUAUAGCUGAUAUACUCCGUUGGUAUGUUCAAGAUGGUGAUAUGCUAGUUGAUUUUUGCUGUGGUUCAAAUGACUUCAGCUGCCUUAUCAAAGAGAAGCUUGAUGAGAUGGGGAGGGUAUGCUCAUUCAAAAACUAUGACAUCCUACAAGCUAAGAAUGAUUAUAAUUUUGAGCGAAGAGAUUGGAUGGGCGUUAAAAAAGAAGAGCUGCCAGAUGGGUCGAAGUUGAUCAUGGGGCUGAACCCACCAUUUGGAGUGAAUGCUGCACUUGCUAACAAAUUUAUUAGUAAGGCUCUUGAAUUCAACCCAAAACUAUUAAUUCUGAUCGUUCCUCGAGAGACACAACGGUUAGAUGAAAAAGUACCUCCAUAUGAUCUGAUUUGGGAAGAUGAUCAGAUGCUUGCUGGCAAAUCAUUUUAUCUACCCGGGUCUGUUGAUGUAAAUAACAAACAAAUUGAGGAUUGGAACAUUAGCGCACCAGUGCUUUAUCUCUGGAGUAGUCGUGCCUGGACCAACAAACACAAGGCUAUUGCUGAAAGUCACAGCCACCAUUCUGGUGCUUUGAAGAACUGUAGAUUGGAUACGAAUCACAAUGAGCCGCACACCACUAACUCAGGACAGGUAUUUCAUGGUAAAUCUUCUUCUGCAAGAGGCGAAGAUAAACCUGCAGAUACACCUAAAACCCUGGGGCAGAAUACUGAGGAGAUUGCUCUAUGCCAUGGGGAAGUCUUGGACAACGAAACUGUAAGCCACUCGGAAGGUUUGCCUGGUGAUAUCAACAGCACAUUUAAAGAACUGGAACAGAAGGAGGAGAAUAUCAGCCACAGGGAUGAUUUGCCACACGAUAUCAACAGCUCAUUUAGAAACCUGGAGCAGAAGGAGAAGGCAACUAUAAGCCACAGCAAUAGUUUUUCACGCAAUUUCAACAGCUCAUCUACAAACCUGGAUAAGAAGGAGAGGAAGACUAUCAGCCACAAGGAUGAUUUGCCACACAGCAGGGGAGUGGGUAAACGUCACGCUGCAGUGAAGAAUCAUUCCGAGACAAGUCGCAAUAGUGUUGGGGGGAGAGAAGACAAGAAAAGAUCACCAAGUAACAUGUUUCCGAAGGACAGGUCAUCUGGCAAGCUUAAAGUGCCUCGCCAUCUGUCACCAGAUGUGAGUACUCGUUUGCGACCUUAUCCAACUGAGAGUCGUGAAACUACACCACAGGUUCUUUCUGAAAGAGGUGAGCGUCAUCAAGUUGCACGGGUUCCUCUUGAACGGGGUGACCGUUGGCAGAGUAGACAAGUAGCUGGAAGGGAUGACCAUCGUCAGCAGCAGUUGAGUCAGGGCAAGUUCCCAACACCCCAGUCUUACUCUCAAGUAAAAGAUAGUGUGGAAGUGAGUGAUUUGUUGAAGAAGUACGGUGCUGAGGAACUUCAGCAUGGUAUGCGUGUUGAACAGGCUUACGACGCACAUCGCCUUCCUCAAGGGCAGGCAUACAACCCACAUCACCCUCCCCAACAUGAUAUUAGUGGCGGACAGGCAUACACUCAUCGCCUUCCUCAACAUGGUAUGAGUGGCGGACAGAUACAUGAUGCGCAUCAACCUCAUCAACGUGUAUAUGAUUGGAGAAGCAGCCAGGGUUAUGCUUCUCCAGCCGCAUCUGUUCAAUCCAUGGGUUCUCCUGCUCCUCCUUUCACAUCUUACUCUGGGGAUGUUCGAUCCAUAGGCUCUCCGGCUCUCCCUUAUACAUCUUACCCGGGAGAAAUGAAUGUCCGGAGUCAAGAAAGUGCAGUUCCUCCUUACCAGCAUCAGUACGGACUAGCAGGUGCCUCCUCAUCAAGUUAUGGGGAGAUGAGAGCGCCCGCAGCGCAGCGAUAUGCAGCUCGGUUACAUGAGCCCCAUCAUGCAAGGAUGGACCCGACGCCUCCUCCGAAUCAAGGCCCUUUAGGUUUUGCUCAAGGUCCGUACUAUCCUCACAACACUAACUCGGGCUGGCUUCGUGACUAACUCAUUACUGGAUAACCUUUUAAAUAGUGUCAAACUUUUUUACUUACGUUUUUUAAUUAAUUAAUGUUGUCGAUAAAACAUGCGUUGUGGAGCUUGCAGUUUGACUGCUCAACUUUUGGGUUGUGAUUUGAGAUAAUGAUUUCAACUUUGCAUUGUGGUUUUC